Messenger RNA from Schistocerca americana (American grasshopper), 1396 nucleotides. Its product is annotated as transmembrane and coiled-coil domain-containing protein 6. The record is from RefSeq and is a predicted model, not a curated record. The coding region runs from base 229 to 1317 and encodes 362 amino acids. The transcript is spliced from 4 exons. NCBI's taxonomy places the organism in Eukaryota, Metazoa, Arthropoda, Insecta, Orthoptera, Acrididae.
AGCGUUGUUUUUGUUUAUAGUAUUUGGUAUGUUUAUUGUUUACUUUGGUGCGGUGUGUAUGUUAAUCGUGUGGAGUGGAACGCGAUUUGCUAAUUGACAGAAGAUCACGAAAGAGACAGGAAUUCGUAUAAUUACACGAAUUUUAAACUGACGCAGAGUAAAAUGAUGUUCACGCUACCUUGUAUUUUUUAAACAUCGAUUUUCGCAAUUGUUUCAUUUGCAUUAAUAAUGGAAACAAGUACCACUAUUAUAAGAAGCAAUCUAAGAGAACAAAGGAUUCAUGAAAGGGAUGAGAGACGACAGGAAAUUGUAAAUCAUCGACGAGCGCUGGGAGAGUUGAACUUAAGUGAUCGAAUCGUAAGCGCUACAGAAAUCACGGAUUUGGCGAAUAAAUUGAAAUGCAAAAAGAUAACGCUACAAGACAUGAAGAUUUUAAAACAGGCCCUUAUACAAAGUGAGGACAAUAUACGUGCAUUUUUAAAUGUCAACGGCGCGCUUCAUGCUCUAGUUCGUGAAGCAUCCGGUAAUAAAACACCAUACAAGUUGGAAGCUAUCAACUGCUGUUGCAAUCUUGCACUUGGAAAUGAAAAAGUUGGAAUGCAACUAACCAAAGCAUUUGCACCUUAUCUUAUUUCACAGUUGGAUUGCUUCAGCCAUGUAUUCCUGGAUAUUUGCCUCUGGACUCUUGGAAACUUGGCAGGGAGUGGUGUGAAGCCUUGGUCAAUAUUAAAAACUCAAGGUCUUUUGCCAAAGAUUCUGCAACUCAUUGCCAUGGGAAGUGUCAUUCAGUCAGCAGUUUAUGCUCUUAUGAUGUACACAAGGACAGGAAUCACUUUUUUAGAGGACCAUGAGCUUGAGUCAAUUGCUGUGGAAAGUUGCCCGUUGAUGUCAACAGAACCAACUGUUAACUGGGUCAUUUAUCUUCUGAGCUGCACUGAGAAGUGUGAUAUAAUUAUGCUUAAAAAUUCUGUUGUCUCAAAAGCAUCGAGCCUUUUGCUGGAAUUGCUGAGAAAACUUGCCAGUGAAAAUGAAAGCAAUGAUAUAGUGACUGUAACAGCACUACUUAGAAUUAUAGGAAACUUGUGUGGAGGAAGGGAAGAAUGUGUAGAGGAACUGAUGCAGGGAGUAGAUUCUCAGAAACACAUGCUUGAAUUGUUUGGGACACUUCUAAGUUCUCCAUAUCCUCAUCUAAGAUGUGAAUCAUUGUGGGUUAUUGGAAAUGUUGCCAAACAUUUGUGUGAACCAGAGAUCUUCUUAUCACAACUGGAACCAAGCCUUAGUAACACUCUCAAAGCCAACAUUACACUGAAUAUAUAAUAAUAAAUGUGUAAUAAUAAUUGAUGUCAAUUUAAUAUUUUGUACCUUGAUGAUAAGCAAUAUAUAUUUAUGUUAUGCA